This is a messenger RNA of Drosophila persimilis, 1200 nucleotides long. Its product is annotated as peritrophin-44. Gene Ontology annotation, cellular component: extracellular region. NCBI's taxonomy places the organism in Eukaryota, Metazoa, Arthropoda, Insecta, Diptera, Drosophilidae. Bases 107 to 1159 code for a protein of 350 amino acids. The transcript has 2 exons. The record is from RefSeq and is a predicted model, not a curated record. Gene Ontology annotation, molecular function: chitin binding.
AGAAACAUCUCUUUUCGGGUAUUAUCAGUGGAAUUCCGUAGCAGCGUUGCUACACUUGAAGAUAACAAAAUUAUUGGUUUACAGCUUUAAUCGUAUCAGUUCCGGCAUGGAUCGUUCGAUCACACAGACAGUUCCCAAAGGGUUGCUAUACCUACUGAUGUGUCUGGUCACAGCGGGCGGCUUCACAAUGGAGGAGCGGUGCCAGUACUGGGCUGGUCCGGGGUUUAUCGGGGACUCCAACGACUGCCAAGCCUGGGGGUACUGCAAGGACAACAAAUUGGAGUCUAGUAACCGCUGCAAGAUCGGCCUGCUGUAUGACUUCCGUGACGGGUCUUGCAAGCUCCCUAGCGAGGUCAAUUGCCAAACCACUCUCACGGACGCCUGUGCCAUAACGAGGCCGGGAGAAUAUGCUGCCGACCCCACGGACUGCGCCAGGUACAUAAAGUGCGGCCAGACGGACUCCGAUGAUGAAGUAGAGAGAAUCUGCGGCGACUAUCAGCUGUUCAGCAACCAACUGCAGACCUGUGUGGCGGACACACAAGGUUGUCCGCAAGACUACCCUUGCGCCCAUAUGCAAGACUCUACUCUCCUGGCGGAUCCAAACAGCUGCCGGUCCUACCUGAGGUGCAAGAAUGGAUUGAGCACCAAGUUUAAGUGUUCUUCUCGUCGAUAUUUCAACCGUCAGACUGGGCAAUGCCAGGCCUCACUCCCAGACGAAUGUGAGAGCGAUGACGAGAUCGACACCCCAGCCAUUCCGCCGGCCACAAAUGCUGACGUGUGCCCAAGACUCUACGAUCAGGCAAAAACAAGUGGCGUCCAGCUCUUGACCGAUAGCAUGACCUGCCACGGCUACUACAGGUGCAGCUCCCCGUACGCUUUAGGGAAAUGGGCCAGCUGCCCGCCGGGCACCCACUUCCAGUGGUGGCGCCAGCGUUGCGCCUCACCCGAGGAGACCAGCUGUCCAUACGAUCGCUGCGCAAAUCUGCGCUCGCGCUUUGUGGCCAUCCUCGACACGGGGUGUCGGGAUUACACACUCUGCCAGGACCAGCAGUCGGUGGGCUCGGAUACAUGUCCCCCCAUCCAUCCCUACUUCGACGAGACUUUGGGGCAGUGUGGAAAGCACUUCCCGAACUUUAGGGUCUGCUACAUAGCUUCCUAAAGUGUUUCCCACUCACAAUAAACUUAGCAUUUCGACAAUUA